Penicillium angulare is the source of this 660-nucleotide messenger RNA. Its product is annotated as putative IgE-binding protein. Bases 1 to 660 code for a protein of 219 amino acids. Lineage: Eukaryota; Fungi; Ascomycota; Eurotiomycetes; Eurotiales; Aspergillaceae. The transcript has 2 exons. The record is from RefSeq and is a predicted model, not a curated record.
AUGAAGAUUUCCGCACUUCUAUCUCUCGUUCCCCUCGUUGCUGCCCUUCCCGGCUCGCGCGUUGGUUCCACCAAGAGCAAGGAUGCCAACGGUGCUUUCGGCGUCAUUGCUGCCCGCUCUGGUUCCCCCAUCCACUUCCUCCCACUGACUGCCUCCGGCUCCCACUUCUUCCUCGGUGGAAAGAGCCAGACCUACUGCCCCAGCGAGGUCGUCCCUGGCUGUGCCGGCCGCACCAACGACACCAUCAUCUAUGGCCAAAGCGCUCUGGAUGUCGUCGUCCCCGGUGGCCAGGCCAUCUACGUUGACCGCUCCGGUGCUCUGAGCUUCACCACCCCCCACUCCGGCUACGAGCCCGCCGGCUCUUCUUCCGGCCCCUUCGUCUACACCCCCGGUAACUCCCAAAACUCCCUGGGAUCCUGGACCUACAACGGCGAGGGCGCAUCCGGAUUCAUGGCUUGCCCUGUUCCCCGUGCUCCUCAGCCUACCGGUAACUCUGCUGCCCGCCGUGCUGCUAAUUCCGCUGCCCCCACUUGGCAGGUGUACGCUGCUCUGCAGAACGCCACCGUCCCCACUGGAAAGGUCGACGACUGCCUCGGCUUCGACGCUUUGGCUACUGGCCUUAACGUCAGCUCCAACAGCCUCGCUUGGGAGUACAUCUAA